Molecule: messenger RNA, 486 nt
Organism: Anisakis simplex (herring worm)
Lineage: Eukaryota; Metazoa; Nematoda; Chromadorea; Rhabditida; Anisakidae
Source: the annotation of a GenBank genome assembly
AUGCAAACAGCUCCACCGCCGUAUUCGCUGACAAAUCCAUGCUUACCUCCUGUUGAUAUACAUCACAAACGAUGGCCUCCCGACCCACCGCCACCUUUUGAAUGUUUUCCGGCAUAUCCUGCUGGUCCAAGACUGGAGAAGAUCGAAUAUCCAAAGAAUGUGCCCGGGCCGACGUAUGCCUGUCCUCAUUGUGAUGGAAGUUUUUUGUACCACAGACCGACGGGUCUGGUUGAAUGCCCGUUCUGCCAUUCCACAGUAUCAAUCGGGAAUUAUAUUCGUUUCCAAGCACUGUCACAUUUGUUUUUGGCGAUGUUCCUCCUUCUCAUCAGCAUCAGCUUUUUCAUUGUUAUUUUGAUGGCUGUUAGCACAUCACAAGUUUAUUUUUAUGUUGCCGCUGGUAUGAUUGCGUUUUGGGCAAUAGCUGUAUUCGUAAGAGCCGUACAUUUACGCUCGACAUAUAAGGAGACAGCAAGAGUGGAAUUCUAG